UUUUUCUCGUGUUCCAAAUCCGUGGAAUCCCAAAUCUGGCGAUUUCCUCUCGUGCGCCUGGUUCGGCCGUCGGGGCAAAAGUCGAGCCCGCGGGGAUUUUCGAAAACCUCCCCAAAUCUCUCUCCUCCCUCCUCUCCCCUCUCCUCCCACCGCCACGGAUCCCGCACCCGCGUCUAGAAGCUUCUGGAUCCUUCCCCCAGGCGCGGAUGGAGAAGGUCCACGACAUGAUCUACGAGAAGUACAACGCUCUCAAGAAGCGGAAGCUGGUCGACGAGGUGCUGGAGCCGAAGCGGGAGGCGGAGCUCAAGGAGUUUUACGAUGCCAUGAAGGAAUGGGUCAGCGACCUCCAGAAAGAGAAAGAGGAGCUCUACGAGAAGCUGGGGGACAAGCAGGAUCAGCUUGAGAAGGCCCGUAUGGAUUAUCUUGAAGAUAUUCGCGCAAAGGACAAUGAAAUUCUGAGGCUUAAGCUUCUCUUGGCUGAGAAGAUUGACAAAAACAAUUCUACAGCUACUGUGUCUCUGAACAGAACGCCUGAAGCUAUCCCAGAAAAUUCAACUCCAAUUUUGCCUGCAAAGAAGACACCACAGUCAAACAGCAAGGCAAAGAGAGUACGAUUAAGUGAAAAAGCUAUUCUUCCUUGCAUUAGCUCUGAGGAGGAAGCUCGAAAGCAAGAAUGCUCUAGAAGGCAUACAUGCAUCUCAGGGAAUGGGGCAAAUGAAUGUCCCAGUCUUCAUAUGUUACAUUUGCUCCUUGAAUCUUUAGUUCGCUUGAAGAUCUCAUUAAAUAAUGACACAGAAAGAUUUUCGGUUUCAGUCUCCCAUGAAGCUACCGGUUACAGUUUCACUCUCACAUGGUUAGAGCAACCUGGCGGUGGUGAAUGGUCAUACAAGCACACUCAAUUGGGCACCCUGGAUAGGAUAGCCGUGGAUUGGAUGAGGCAAGACAUAAGAUUUAGCAUGAACAUGUGCCGUCUCUUCUUUGAGCGGAUAUCAAACAUCAUCACAAAAGGCUGAAAGCUUGCUGCUUUCAAAUUGCCUACUGAACUGGAAGCAACCGGAUGUAAAAAUGACUGACAGACUCUCGUAGCAGAACUGCCUGUAUUCUUGUUUC
This is a messenger RNA of Phragmites australis (common reed), 1110 nucleotides long. RefSeq lists its product as uncharacterized. Bases 207 to 1013 code for a protein of 268 amino acids. The record is from RefSeq and is a predicted model, not a curated record. Gene Ontology annotation, biological process: developmental process involved in reproduction. NCBI's taxonomy places the organism in Eukaryota, Viridiplantae, Streptophyta, Magnoliopsida, Poales, Poaceae. The transcript is spliced from 8 exons.